Molecule: messenger RNA, 1040 nt
Organism: Cornus florida
Lineage: Eukaryota; Viridiplantae; Streptophyta; Magnoliopsida; Cornales; Cornaceae
Product: pre-mRNA-processing protein 40C-like
Exons: 4
Coding region: 177-803 (208 amino acids)
Source: RefSeq, a predicted model, not a curated record
UCAAAGAAGUAUCGUGACACAUCUCAAGAAGAGAACACAAUACAGAUUAUUACUAUAUUUUUUUUCUUUCAUAAUUAAUGUUAUCAUUUCAAUUUUUUUUUUUUUUUUUUCGAGAUCAAAGCCUAAAAAGAGAAGGUUAAGGGUAUGGUGUAAUUAAGCCAAAAUAGGUUGACUAAAUGAGAGGAGAGAUGACGAAUCUAACCACAUAUAUCAUAUCAACUCUCUCCUCCAAAGACUCGAUCUUUCAUUUUGAAGAAGUUGGUUCAGAUGCUAUUUGGGAUGAUUCUUCUACCUCAGAGGAUGUUGAUGGUGGACCAAUCCAGGAGUGUUUCAUCCAUGUCAAGAAUUGUGCUGCAAAAGAAAGUGGUUCUAUGGCACCUUUGUGGGCGCCUGGGACAUCAUUUUAUGUGCCUCCAGGAAUUUCUGGUGCUCCUGUCACGCUUGGUCCGGCUGCUCCCACAUUACCAUAUGUACCCCCCAUGGAUGCUCCUUCACAGGGACCAUGGUUGCAUCCUCCACAGAUUGGCGGCUUGACGAGACCAUUACGAAUGUAUCAUGCAUCUUGUGGUAAUCUAUGGGAGAGUUCAGGGAUGCAAACUGAUUUACCUCAGGAAAUUGAUGACCUCAAGGAUGACACUGCCCUCAAUGACCAAUUGGAUGUCAUGACUUCUAAUACGACAGAAACAAGGGCUGUAUACAACUACAAUAUUCUUACAGGGAAAUCUACGCAUGAGAAGCCUUCUGGUUUUGACAAAGAGGUAUAUAUCCUUAGAACAUUUGUUUUCUUCUUAUUAUGCAUUUGAAACUCCUUAGAUCAGAUAUGACAUUCCCAACAGUAAGGAAUCUUCUAAAUAUUUUGGUUUUGUCUUCUUUUAUUUUUUACGAAUCCCUCCGUAAGGAAUCUUCUAAAUAUUGUAAAUAUUUUGUCAGAGGCAUUGGAGUCGAAAGGUUUAAAAUGAACGUGAACUAAAAUAGAGCAUAUGAAAUGUAAAUUUAAGAAUGAUGCAGAAAAUGAUAAUAUAGUGAUAACUAUUCAACAC